AUGUUGAUGUACUUUUAUACAAAAGCUUUAUGCGAAGUAAAGGUUUAACAUUUCGUUACAUAGGUAUAAUAGCUAGGAAGUUCAGGGCGUUCCAAGAGAGAUGGCUACUGCCGUGGUGGGACAGCGGGGGCAUGUCGACAGCGCCGCUUUGGGCACUGGAUACACUCGUGCUCAUCGUCAAACUGUGCUCCACUUGUGCCAUUGCUGUUGUAAGGGUGCUAAUUCCACCGUCAAUGAAGAAUUUGUACGGAGAAACUGUUCUGAUCACCGGGUCAGGCCAGGGCCUGGGUCGCGAGCUAGCGAUACAGUUUGCUGAGCUGGGCGCCACCGUUAUCUGCUGGGACCACGACACGCCCCGGAACAACGCUGUUGUCAAUGAGAUACGGAAAAAGGACGGCGAGUGCUUCGGGUUCACAAUAGACGUGACGUCACGAGAGCAGGUUUCCUCGCUGGGCGCGCGGCUGCUACGUCAGCUGUCUGACGUCAGCAUCGUGGUGAUCAACGCAGGGACCUAUUCAUGCGGACCCGUGACUCACUUCAGGCCAGAAGCAAUUGCCAAGCUCAUUGAAAUUAAUCUACUGGCACAUUUCUGGAUUAUACAAGCGUUUCUCCCAAAUAUGAUUGAGAAGAGACGUGGUCACAUUGUGGCGAUAAACUCGAGCGCGGGCCUCAUGCCCUGCGCAGAAAUGGUGCCGUACUGUGCUGCUAAAUACGGCCUCAGAGGGUUGAUGGAUGCCAUAACGGAAGAGCUGCGCCUAGACACGUGGACGAAGAAUAUUUAUACGACGUCUGUGUACCUGGCGACCUUGUCUACCGGCUCGUAUCCCCCACCAGCGCACCGCUUCUCCUCCCUCUACCCGGAGGUCGCGCCAAAGGACGCCGCAAAAAUUAUUAUUGAUGGUAUUCGUAAAAAUCGUAAAGAAAUCAGCAUACCCUCAAUCAUGAAGCCACUGAUAGUUCUCAACAACAUACUGCCAUACCGAAUAAGAAUAAUUCUGAUGGAUUUCUUUAAUUUCGGUCACAGGGGUUGGUUUAGCUUUUGUUGACUUUGUUUAGAAUAUUUCGAUUAUACAUGUUACCAUAGAUUUUAAGUAUAUUUGUAUGGACAAGUUUUGUUUUUAGUUUAUACAAUGUUUUUUUUAUUUUCCGUAAGAAAAAUUACCGUGGCUUUUGUAAAAUAAUUAAGCGCCUUUCGACCUUCAACUAGCAAUUUUUCUCGAUCUUCUUUCUCAC
This is a messenger RNA of Papilio machaon (common yellow swallowtail), 1233 nucleotides long. Its product is annotated as estradiol 17-beta-dehydrogenase 11. The transcript is spliced from 6 exons. The coding region runs from base 30 to 1046 and encodes 338 amino acids. NCBI's taxonomy places the organism in Eukaryota, Metazoa, Arthropoda, Insecta, Lepidoptera, Papilionidae. Gene Ontology annotation, cellular component: lipid droplet. Gene Ontology annotation, molecular function: oxidoreductase activity, acting on the CH-OH group of donors, NAD or NADP as acceptor. The record is from RefSeq and is a predicted model, not a curated record.